ACUGGGGAGCCUUUUGCGCAAAAGCGCGCAGACAUUCGGUAUGAACGAGCCGGGUUAAAAAUUUUAUCUAUCGAAGAACGUGAACGACAUGCAGCGAGACACGUUGUCGAAACGCCCCUUGUUGCUGUAGCUACAUUGAAAACUUAAUUCAGUUAGAAAAACCCCGAUUGCCCAAUGCGCAAUCGCCCGAAGGCGAAUGGAUUUGAACGUUUUUUUCCUCUCGCUCCGCGCGGGACUGACGCCUGAGCUCCGGUGAAAGAUGUGGAAAGAAGAAUAUGAUGUUCAUUUCGACUUUCUUCUGGGACUUCUUGAUGCCAACCUCACAGAUGUGCUGUGCGACUCAGAAUCAGAGCUGGGGUGCGUGGACACACUGGAGAGAGGCAGCACAGAUACUCUCGCCAACGGUUGCCGUGUCGAUGCGGAUGGUGCCAAGCGACUGGCUAAGCGGCUCUUUUACCUGGAGGGCUUUAAGCGCUGUGACGUGGCACGACACCUGGGCAAGAAUAAUGAAUUCAGCCAGUCGGUGGCAUCCGAGUACCUGAGCUUCUUUGACUUCACAGGGUUGUCCUUAGACAGAGCGAUGAGGAACUUCCUGAAGGCGUUUCCUCUGAUGGGAGAGACACAGGAGAGAGAACGUGUGCUGGUGCACUUCUCCAAACGCUUCUGCCACUGUAAUCCACAGGCUCUCACAUCAGAGGAUGGAGCUCAUACACUCACCUGUGCACUUAUGCUUCUUAACACAGACCUGCAUGGACACAACAUCGGGAAGAAGAUGUCAUGUCAGCAGUUCAUUAGCAAUCUGGACGGCCUCAAUGAUGGCAAAGAUUUUCCCAAAGAAUUACUCAAGGUGCUUUAUAACUCAAUAAAGAACGAAAAGCUGGAGUGGGCAAUCGAGGAAGAGGAGUUGAGGAAGAGCCUGUCGGAGCUGGUGGAUGGUCAAUGCGAGGUGGGGGGGAAACGUGUUGUCAGGGUAACGGAUGGCAGUAACCCUUUCAUAGCCAUUCCACUGGUACUCAAUGCUGCAACUUACAAACAUGGGGUUCUGACACGCAAAAGCCAUGCAGACAUGGACGGCAGACGCACCCCGAGAGGACGCAGAGGCUGGAAGAAGUUUUAUGCUGUGCUGAAGGGAAUGAUUCUCUACCUGCAGAAAGAUGAGUAUAAGCCUGAUAAAGAUCUGUCAGAGGUAGAUCUGAAGAAUGCAGUCCGGAUUCAUCACGCACUGGCUACAAGAGCAUGUGACUACAGCAAGAGAGCCAACGUCCUGAAACUGAAGACCUCAGACUGGAGGGUGUUCCUCCUGCAGGCCCCGAGUGAGGAGGAGAUGAUGUCGUGGAUUUUCCGAAUGAAUCUGGUGGCGGCUCUAUUCUCGGCCCCGGCAUUUCCUGCUGCCAUCGGCUCCAUGAAGAAAUUCUGCAGACCAUUACUGCCCUCAUCCACAACAAGACUCAACCAGGAGGAGCAACUGAAAUCCCAUGAGAACAAACUGAAGCAGAUCUCUCUGGAAUUGGAGGAACACAAGAGGAGCCCACCAGAUCUGACGCCCAAGAGCAAGGAAUCAGAAGAAUAUCGAAUCAAAGAGCACUAUUUAGCCUAUGAGAAAUGCCGUUACGAAACAUACGUCAGUCUCCUGCAGGCAAAGUUCCACGCAGGAAGUGACGACCUGGAUAAGAUUGAAGCCAGUCUGUUUAGUGUGGAGGGGAAGGAAGGUUACCUGCGUAAAACUAAAUCCAGCCCUUCUAUUAGCCAAGGUCAUGGGGCCAAUGGACGGGUCGGUCAAAAACAUGCUUUGGAGCACAAAAGCUGAAGAGCCUUCUAACUUUGACCUCUGAACUCGCAUCAUAGACUCAGCGGGAUUGGAUAAAUGAGACUGACUUGUUUCUUGAAACAAGAAAAAUACAAACGUAGCAUUAUAAUGUCCUUAUUUCAAUGUACAGUACAUUUAUUAUGACCAUUAUACACCGAUCAGCCACAACAUUAACACCAACUGCCUAAUAUCGUGUAGGUCCCCCUCGAAAACAGCGCCAACCCUCAUCUCAGAAGAGCAUUCUGAGAUGAUAUUCUUCUCAACACAAUUGUAAAGAGAGGUUAUCCGAGUUACCAUAGACUUUGCUCAUUUUGUUUUUUUGUUUUUGGCACCAUUCUGAGUAAAUUCUAGAGAUUGUUGUGUGUGAAAAUCCCAGAAGAUCAGCAGUUACAGAAAUACUUGGUACCAACAAUCAUCCAUGUGAUUAUCUAAUCAGCCAAUCAUGUGGCAGCAGUGUAUAAAAUCAUGCAGAUACGGGUCAGGAGCUUCAGAUAAUGUUUACAUCAACCAGAAUGUGGGCAAAAAAUGUGAUCUCAGUGAUUUGGAGUGUGGCAUGAUUGUUGAUGCCAGGCGGGCUGGUUUGAGUAUUUCUGUAACUGAUGAUCUCCUGGGGUUUUCACACACAACAGUCUCUAGAAUUGACUGAGAAUGGUGCCAAAAACAAAAAACAUCCAGUGAGCGUCAGUUCUGUGGACAGAAACAACCUUGUUGAUGAGAGAGGUCAACAGAGAAUGGCCAGACUGGUUCGAACUGAUAAAGUCUACAUUAACUCAGAUAACCCCUCUGUACAAUUGUGUUGAGAAGAAUAUAAUCUCUGAACACUAUUCUGUGAUGUGGGUUGGUGCUGUUUUGGCGGCACUAGGGGGACCUACACAAUAUUAGGCUGGUGGUUUUAAUGUUGUGGCUGAUCGGUGUAUGUAUUAUUAGUAUUAUUACAACAAAAAUACACAUUGUUAAUAAUGCUAUGAACAUUACGUGCCAAAUACGAAAGGAAAAGGAGACCAAGACCGUAUUGGAGAAUUAACGUCAACACAACAAUGCAUGGAAUGUCAAGAGAAAGGGAAAUUUCAUGUUGCUGAAAUGAGAUGCACUGUGACAUCACAAUGCAGCAUGUUCUGUUUUGAUUCCAGUAAGGAGCAUGUUAUGAAGGUAUGGAGGACUUUAUUAUGAGAUCGCAAUCAGCACACUGUAAUGGUAUUAGAACUUAAUUUAUUCACGAUGUCACUUAGCGGAUCAAUUAGUUUCACCCAAGGACUCUCUUUGUGACAUCACAAUAUGUAACUAUCACAAGGCUGUGUGCAGUAAUGGUUUUCUGAUUGACAGGUCUGGUUUAGAUGUAGCAUUCGGUUUACUCAUGAGGCGGCACCUACUAUCAGCCUCGUAAAGUAGCCAGUUUAAGGGCUUCGCCGCACACUGGGGUGCAUGUAAAGAUCCAUGUAGUACUCCAUGUUAACUAACCCCUUGUAAUUAUUUAUUAUGUUAUAUUUAUUAAUUGUACAUUUAUUUUCUCCAUUUGGGAAAAAUAGUGGACUAUGGGAAGGCACUUGUAAAGAUACAUUUGACCCGUAAAUAGUUUACUAUCUCUGUACCAUUGUUUGAUAACUCUUUGCUUGAUAGCUGAUGAUCAAUAUUGGAUCCAGGGAUAUGUUUAAAGGAAUGUUCCAGGUUCAGUACAAGUUCAGCUCUAUCUACAGCAUCUGUUGUAUAUACAGUAUAUUGUUUACCACAGACAUUUUUACCUCAGUUUUUGUUUGUUUUGUUUUUUAAGCAAAAAUCGUGGUUACAGUGAGACAACUACAGUAAACAGGCCCUUGAACGUUGAGGCUUUUAAAAUAGAAAUGUGAACAUGAUAUUUUUUAUAAAAGUGAUUUUUUAUAUUAGUUGUUCCUUAAAAAUGUGUAUUAUUUGAGCUGUAAAGUUGUCUAAAUUAUAUUUUUUCUUUGUAGUGGGACUACGGUUAUAGGCAGAAGACCUUUGGUUGUCCAUUACUGAUAUACUAAUUCUUAUUAGGAUUUUGUCUCAGAGACCCAAGCACUGAUAUAGUUGACCCCUCUCUCAUGCCAUUCCAGAUGUAUAAGACUUUCUUUCUUCUUUCUUUUUGCUGAAUAUUUCAGCUCUGUAGGUCCAUACAAUGCAAGUGAAUGGUGACCAAUACUUUAAAGCUCCAAAAAAGGACAUACAGGCAGCAUAAAAGUAAUCCAUAAGACUCCAGUGGUUUAAUCCAUGUCUUCAGAAGUGAUAUGAUAAUUGUAUUUUACCACAAGGCCCUGCCUCAAAUGGCACCCUAAGCCCUUGUGGUCUUCCUGUGCAUUUGAAACAGACUUCAAGGCUUUAUUCAGAUAACUGCAUUUUCAUACAUUAUGUUUUUCAUAUACAUGCAGUUUCACAAAUGAUUAUUUGAAAAUACAGACAAUUUACUGACAAUAAAGCGUUAGACAGUUUAAUCAAGAACCUCUGAAAAACAAAGCACACAUAUAACUACAGCAACAAAACUCAUUUAAAAUCAUUUAAAGAUUUUUAGUUAACAAAAAACAUUAUUCAGACACAUGGAUGGUUACAUGCAGGUGCUUAGAACACAGUCAAAUGCAGGGACUAAAAACGGUUCAAGGAACGAAAAUGGAAAAUGAACAAAAUUUUUUUGACCAAAAACCAGAGCAAAUUGAUGUUCAGUUGUUCUGGAGUAAAAUCUUUAUUUUGAAAUGCUGGUAACCGGUUAUAACCGUUAAAAAUGUUUCUGAUAAUUUUUUCAUGAAACUAAAGGCCAAAGGGUUUAUAACAAUAGAUUUUGGAACUACAUUACUUCAAGUUCCCCGAUAAAAAAAUGUAACAUCCUGAUCAUGAAGGAAACUGCUGCAUCUCACAUUUCUUUGCCUAAUUGCCUGUUGUGGAUGUCGCAUUCUCUGAAUGACUAUUAUAUACUGUAUACUAUAUAUAAUUACUAUAUAUACAUGCAUGGCUAAUCUAGGUACAAGGAAAACAUUAUUAGAGGUAAAAAGUACAUUUCUCAGUUGUGUCCAUGUCUUCACUGAAUUAUUGUUAGAUAUGAUGCAUUAAUACAGAUUCUUUGCUGCUGGGAUUCGACUCAGAAGCAGAUCUGUAAAUAAAAUUAUACUUAAUUGUUAAUUAACUUGUUAUGAUUUCUAUGAAAAAUUUAUCCGAUAAAUCCACCACACAGGGAAAAAUGAAUUGCUUAUUUUGUUGAGGCAAGUGGCUUAUUUUGGGCUUGUUUUUCCAGAACAGGUUGCUUGUUUCUCUUGAGAGAUCUGGCAACAUUGCAAUUGGUAUUUCAGCCACCCCUUAACGCAAAGUACUGUCAUCUUAAAUAGAACGUUAUUAACCAUUAUUUUAUUUUGUUCUAACCAGUAAACUUUUGGAAAGGAGGCUGAGGAACUUCUGAACUGGAACGAAAAAAUACAGUUUUUGCUCAGAAUGAACCGAAAUGAAAAACAUUUUGUUUUUAGUCCCUGGUCAAAUGUAUAGAAAGAACAUUCAUCUCACACACUGCCAUAGAUUUGAAAAAUCAUACUAAAACACACUUGUUCAGGUAUAUAUCAUCGUUAGACUGAAAGUUGCUAUAUCAAUAAAAAUAAGCAAUUUUACAAGCUAAAGCUGUUUGCAUUAAAGUAUCCUCUCCUGUCUUGACAUUUUAGAGACUCACAAUAAUAUUACAAUCCUCUUUGAAACAUCAAUUACACAUUUUUGUGUUAGUUUACUUACUUUUCUGAACAUAAAACUUCCUCAAGAAAAACUAUUAAAUUAAAAUGGUAUAGGAGUAAUUCCAUAUCUCUGGACAAAAAAUAAUAAUAAUUUGAACCAGUUAUACACAGCAGACUAAAAUGUGAUACUAUAUACGCAAGAAAAGCAACUGAUCCGUCAUUGCAAUCAGGAAGAAGCGAUUAUUGAAAUCAAUAUUUUAUCCGCAGUUGACAUUGCUUUGUCCACUAUGAUUUUUCUCCAGCUUGGAAAAUCCAGUCAGCUGUGAUUGGUCGAGAGGAUCAGCAGCGGGGACUGUUGGGUGGUAGCCCACUGUGGAGCUCACUCUAAUGCGGCUCAGCUGAAGGGCACACUGAGGUUGCAAAGGGGCGCUUGUGAGCACCCUUCUGUGCACUAAAAUGUAAAAUGGGACACCCUACGGUGUGGACAUGUGGAUUUGAAGGCAUCACAUGUAACAUUUGGGACAGGGCCCAAGUAUACGCCUUUGAUCAGCCCCAACCAGUAGGUGGCGAUAUGCACGAAGUAUGUGAACUGGCAAAAACAAAAGAAACCAAGCAUGUGAAUGUGAAAGUAGAGAUUUAUCGUAAAAAAAAGGACUUAAAUAUUGAUCUGUUUCUAAGCCACAACAUCAUAUCACUUCAGAAGACAUGGAUUAAACCACUUAAGUUUAAUGGAUUGCUUUUAUGCUGCCUUUAUGUGCUUUUUGGAGCUUCUAAGUUUUGGUCACCAUUCACUUGCAUUGUAUGGAUCAACAGAGCUGAAAUAUUCUUUUAAAAAUCUUUGUUUGUGUUCUGCAGAAGAAAGAAAGUCAAACACACCUGGGAUGUUAUGAGGGUGAGUAAAUCAUGAGAGAAUUUUCAUUUUUGGUGAACUGUCCCUUUAAAAGUUUUUAGAAAGCCACUGGUUAUACUUAUUUAAUUUUUAAUGCAUAUUUUGGGGGAAAUUGUUGCAAAAUUGGCACUUUGGGCAUUAAGGGUUGCAAAAAAUGUUGGCAGUAAGUGGAUGUUCCUUUGUUCCUACACAAUUCAACUUACAAAGUACAUGAUUUUUAUUAUUAGCAGUAAGGGUAAAUUCAUGAAAAGUUAAGACAUUUGAAUAUUUAAAACUAAUGAGAUUUAUUGAUAUUGAUUAGCCAUUAUAAUAAAAAUAUAGAUUUCUAUUUCAUUUAAAUGUUUAAUAUACCGUGAAUACCAAAAACAAUGAUUUUUUUAAAUGACUUAACAGCACAGAAAACAGCUGAAAAUAACAAUAAUAUUAAGUAGUUCAUCUGAUUUACUGAAAAGGCUCCAUUGUGUGAAUAUAAAUAUGUGUUACCACUAAUGCCCAGCGCUGCAUUUUUUCUGCACUAAAUUUAUGAAUGUUGAUAGUUAAAGGGUUGUUAUAUAUGUCAUGAAAUUACAGUACAUUAAGCAAGCCAAAACCAAGCAUUAUAGUUUUAAAGAUAUGGCAAUUUUUCUAAAUAAUUGUUUUUCUAAAAGUUAUGGCACAAAAUGUACGUCAGUCCUGCAGACGAACAUCCACAUGAAGUUCAUUUUUUAUAUCAUGACUAGAAUUCAAAUGAACAAAAUUCAGAUUCAAAUACUUUAGUCAUUGUUCUAGCUCCAUACAAUUCUGCUCAGAUGGGUUUUUGAGGGUUAAGUAAAAACUCAUUUUCUUGUAUUCUUUACAUGGUCAUGUCAGGAGUUCAAAUAUAACAUAUAUUUGCACAGACAUGUUUAGCAAUUAAUUCUAUCACACUAGUUUUAACAUGUAAGUCUUCUGACUACACUUUCACUUUUUUCACUUGCCUUGCUUGUUAUACUUUCAUUUUUAAUGCCUUACUGUACCCACAGUUGUUGCUUAAAAAAAACAGGGAUGAGUACAAAUCUAUUUCUAUGGUAAUCAACAUUGUGCCACAAAUGCUGUUUACAGGGAAAAAACUCCUGGAAUAUUCCUUUAAUGUUGGAAACUAUGGUGUCUCAACACAUGACAGGGUAUGGGACUGAAAGAAACAUUGUAAAUUGACAUGUAUAUGAGUGUAUGUGCGCGAGAGAGGAAGGAAGACUGAAAGUUAUCGAGUCUGAGCAUGCAAAUGUGCAACUCGAACACAGGAAAACAUUUUGGACUCAAAGCAACACCCUCUUAUUCUUCAUUCAGUGGACCACCAUGUGUCUCUAUGUGCCUGCAGAAAUGUCAGCCUGGACAAAACAUUGAGCAGCAGGACUGCAAGCAACACACCUUGAACCUACAGGUCAUCAUUUCCAUCGCUGUAGUGUAUUGAAACACAUAUGGAAGCAUCUUUUAAAAAGGACAAACAGUAUCCCAAAUCAGUCCUGAAAAUGUAUUGCUUUCUGGUCGUGAGCCAGCAGCUCUGCUGACAGCGAAACUUAAUGGUACAAACUUUGUUUGAGCAAGUGCAAGUAGAUUUUUAUAGUCCUGUUUUAAAGCAUGAAGACAGUGAAAGUGAGAGAAUGAGCUUUUGGCUCUUUUAUGCUUUAUGGGAUGUAGAAUAAUAUAAGAGCUGCAAUUUUAUACAUUCUUAGUAAUGGCUUUCUUAAAGGGACCUCUCUAUAGCCUACUUUUCGCUUUGGCUGUUGUGCUAACUUGAUUUUCCCGUUUAGGGUAGAACUCAGACGCUGUUAUAAUAAAAGAUUGU
Messenger RNA from Xyrauchen texanus (razorback sucker), 8156 nucleotides. RefSeq names its product PH and SEC7 domain-containing protein 2-like. NCBI's taxonomy places the organism in Eukaryota, Metazoa, Chordata, Actinopteri, Cypriniformes, Catostomidae. The coding region runs from base 260 to 1807 and encodes 515 amino acids. Gene Ontology annotation, molecular function: protein binding; phospholipid binding; guanyl-nucleotide exchange factor activity. The record is from RefSeq and is a predicted model, not a curated record. The transcript is spliced from 13 exons. Gene Ontology annotation, biological process: regulation of ARF protein signal transduction.